This is a messenger RNA of Zea mays, 1917 nucleotides long. Its product is annotated as BTB/POZ domain-containing protein At2g24240. The coding region runs from base 195 to 1694 and encodes 499 amino acids. Gene Ontology annotation, molecular function: protein binding. NCBI's taxonomy places the organism in Eukaryota, Viridiplantae, Streptophyta, Magnoliopsida, Poales, Poaceae. Gene Ontology annotation, biological process: protein homooligomerization. The record is from RefSeq and is a predicted model, not a curated record. The transcript has a single exon.
CAUACCCUCCCUGUCCCACUCCCGUCUCGCGUCAACGCAACAACCGCCGGGGUGUGGACGUGUGCGCAGUGACGUCGUGCGCGAGACGACCAAAUCCUCUAGGUUCUUGGACCUGGCCGACCUGCCGUUGCCCACUGCCGCGCCCGCGCCUCCUUUUCUCCGUCCCAGCCCAGCCGGCACGUCAGCUCCGCACGAUGCUGCCGCGCCGUUAUAUACGCCAGCUCCGCGACCCGGGUCCUCCUGCCCGUCUCAUCCCCCACGAUUCAAAACGGCCGUGCGCACCAACUAUAACCUGCGACAGCGGCUCCUUUUGCGAUCCAUCGGCCAUGUGCACUCCCGCGGCGUGCCGCGGGCGCGUGCGCAUCAACGUCGGCGGGCGGGUGUUCGAGACGACGGCCGCCACGCUCUCCAGCGCGGGGCGGGACACCAUGCUCGGCGCCAUGGUGGACGCCUCCUGGAACGCGUGCCCCGACGGCGCGGCCGAGUACUUCAUCGACCGCGACCCGGCGUGCUUCGCGGUGCUGCUGGACCUCCUCCGCACGGGGGCGCUCCACGUGCCGCCGGGCGUCCCCGAGGCGACGCUCUACCGCGAGGCGCUCUACUACGGCCUCCUGGACCGCGUCCGCGCCGCGCGCCUCGGGGAGCUGGACGGCGACCGCGUCCGCCUGGCGGCGUCCGUGCCCGGGCGCGCGCCGGGGGACGGCACGGCCGUCCGCGCCGCGCCCGACGGCGGCUGCUGCGUCGCGCACGGCGGCGCCGUGCGCGUCUACAACUGGAUGCUCGAGGAGCGCCGCCCCGUGUGCCUCGCCCACGCGCCGGUCAACGACGCGGCGUACCUGGACGCCGCCACGCUCCUGGUCGCCGCGCGGGAGCGGCCCGGCCGCCGCGACGGCCACGACGGCGGCGUGGCCGCCUUCUCCGCGCUCACGGGCGGCCUGCGCCACCGCUUCCGCGUCGCGCACGCCCGCCAGCCUCGGUCGUUCACCGCCGGCGCCCUGGCCUUCGACGGGGGAGGAGGGUCAGGGUGCGCCGUCUUCGCGAGCUGCAAGGGCCGGCUCAACGAGUACGGCGUCGGCGUCUGGGACCGCAACACGGGCGAGCAGGCCGACUUCUUCUACGAGCCGCCCGGCUGCGCGCUAGGCGACGCCGACAGGCUCCAGUGGCUGGACGGCACCGGCGCGCUCAUGGUGGCCACGAUGUUCCCGCGGGCCGACUCCUCCUCCAUCAGCCUGCUCGACUUCAGGGACAGGAGCGUCGUCUGGUCGUGGUCCGACGUCGGCACGCCGGCGUCGCUCGAGGACAAGCACGCGGUACACGCCGUCGCGAUGGAGGACGGGAGGUCGGUGUGCGUGAUCAACCAGUACGACGACCUCGGCUUCCUCGACCUCCGGAGCAGCGCCGGCGGCGUGCGGUGGCGAUCGCGGAGCAAGCUGGCGGCGGGCGGGAAGGCGAAAGCGCUCGGCGAGGAGGUCUGUUACCCGAAGCUCGCCACGUACGGCGGCCAGCUGUUCGCGUCGACGGGCGACGCCAUCUCGGUGUUCAGCGGCCCCGACCACGUGCUCACGUCGACGCUGCGCCGCAGCGAAGGCGGCGCCAUCUGCGACUUCUCCAUCGGCGGCGAUCGCAUCUUCGCUCUGCACAGCGACGAGAAUGUCUUCGACGUAUGGGAGACGCCGCCGCCGGCGAUCAUCUGACCGUGUCACGGCAGGAUUAGCCGUGUUUCUCUUGCUCGUUGGUGGUAGUAGUAAUUGGUAAAAGGAAUUACUGACACAGGUUUCGACAGAAAACACACAACACACACAUAGUACUGUAACUUGCUCAUCGUUGUGAUGACACUGGUUCUUUUGCUUGUGGAAAGGAAUAUGGAUAUCAGUGGAGCACACACAGUAUUGUCAUUAUCGACAAACGCCUUUCUUU